AUGACCAACUCACAAUUCUCGUCGCUCAUCAAGCCCGUGGCAGAGGCCGUUCCUGCCAUUCCUCCCAAGAUUGAAGGAACUGUGCUUGACCGUUUCCAGAUGAAAGGAAAAGUCACCGUCAUCACUGGUGCUGGCGGUGCCAUUGGUGGUGCUGUUGCCGAAGGCUUUGCCCAGGCCGGCUCGGAUGUGGCCAUCAUGGACUUCAAGUUCGAUCCUGCGUUUGAUAAGCAUUUGCUGAGCACAUACGGAAUCAGAGCAAAGUCAUAUCCUGUGGAUGUUACCGACUACGAGCAAGUGGAAAAUGUCAUCAAGUCCAUUGAGGCCGAUUUCGGAACCAUCGACACUUUCAUCGCUAACGCCGGUGUGGCAUGGACCACCGGUUCCAUCUUGAAGCCUGAGAGUACCGUGGAGCUGUGGAGACGUCUUUUUGACGUCAACGUCCACGGUGUGUUCAACUGCGCUAAGGUUGUGGGUGAGAUUUUCCAAAAGAAGGGUAACGGUUCGUUGAUCAUGACUGCUUCCAUGAGUGGCCACAUUGUCAAUGUUCCAAACUACCAGACCUGUUACAACGCCUCCAAGGCUGCUGUGUUGCACAUGUCUAAGUCCUUGGCUGUGGAGUUUGCUGGCUUUUGCCGUGUGAACACCGUUUCUCCGGGCUACACUGAUACACCUUUGUCCUCGUUUGUUCCUACUGAGCAGAGAGCCAAAUGGUGGGGCUUGACGCCUCUUGGCCGUGAGGCUCUCCCAGAGGAAUUGGUGGGUGCAUACUUGUACUUGGCCAGUGACUUGUCGACUUUCACGACUGGUUCUGAUAUUAGAGUUGAUGGUGGCUACUGCUCUGUUUAA
This is a messenger RNA of Australozyma saopauloensis, 846 nucleotides long. RefSeq lists its product as uncharacterized. The transcript has a single exon. Gene Ontology annotation, cellular component: intracellular anatomical structure. Lineage: Eukaryota; Fungi; Ascomycota; Pichiomycetes; Serinales; Metschnikowiaceae. The coding region runs from base 1 to 846 and encodes 281 amino acids. Gene Ontology annotation, molecular function: oxidoreductase activity, acting on NAD(P)H, oxygen as acceptor. The record is from RefSeq and is a predicted model, not a curated record.